Molecule: messenger RNA, 6126 nt
Organism: Pungitius pungitius (ninespine stickleback)
Lineage: Eukaryota; Metazoa; Chordata; Actinopteri; Perciformes; Gasterosteidae
Gene: grb10b
Product: growth factor receptor-bound protein 10b
Exons: 17
Coding region: 323-2191 (622 amino acids)
Biological process (GO): insulin receptor signaling pathway; negative regulation of Wnt signaling pathway; negative regulation of insulin receptor signaling pathway
Molecular function (GO): insulin receptor binding
Source: RefSeq, a predicted model, not a curated record
GCGCGCGUGUGUUUGUGUCUGUGUAAGUGUGUGAGGGUCCUCCCCGGCAGCAUGAGAUGAGCUCCCUGUACUCUUAGCGGCCACAGUUCUCGCCUCCUCCUCUUCCUCCGCGUCUCCGGGAGUGUUGACCACCGCGCUGUGAUCGAACUACGCCCCGACUGAACCCACGUCUCCCUGGGCGCGCCUGCGUGUCCCGUCUCGGAGGUCUCGGGGGGUCGGAGCCUGCCUCGGCUGACCCGGCUGCAAGGUUCUGCUCGGCCCAUCUUGUAUUGAAACUGAUCCAACGAGGCAAUUUGUUCAAGACCGCUGAGACACACAAAACAUGGCUGUGGCUGGAUGUCCGGAUUAUUUCCUGCAUCAUCCAAAUUAUCAGCAAGACACUCUAGACCGGUCCUCCAAUCACAUAAAGGCUGACCUCAUUGGUCCGAAUUUCCAGCAAUCAGGCAAUCGAAGUUCCCCAAACCAUCAAGAGGAUGACGUUGACCUGGAGGCCCUGGUGAAUGACAUGAACUCCUCGCUGGAGAGCAUGUACUCCACCUGCAGUGGCCAGCAGACAGAGUCGACCCCACUACUGCACAAUGGGCAGAUCGCUGCCUCACACCACCACCACCACCACCCGCAUCCCAUGCAGCCUCGGCAGCGCCUGCCCUCACACGCGCAAGGCCACGUCCCCCCGGAGCCGCCCUCGUCCUCCUCGUCUGCAGACUCGUCCCAAAGGAGCCUCCGACGGUCACAACCCAUGCACAUUCUCGCUGUCAGGAGGUUGCAGGAGGUGGAGCAGCAGCUGAGGACGUCAUCCCUGCCGGCCAUACCCAACCCCUUCCCCGAGCUCUGCAGUCUGGCCAACUCCCCAGUGCUCAGUCCUGGGUCUCUACCUCCUGGAGAACCCUCCACCGGCAUAUACAUUGUGAAGAUCUUCAGUGAAGACGGCAUGGGUAAAGUUGUGGAGAUCCCAGCCGACAUGACGGCCAGGGACCUGUGCCAGCUCCUGGUGUACAAAAGCCAUUGUGUGGACGACAACAGUUGGGUACUUGUUGAACACCACCCGCUGCUGGGGCUAGAGCGCUGUCUGGAGGACCACGAGCUGGUGGUUCAGGUCCAGGCCUCCAUGAGCAGCGACAGUAGAUUCCUCUUCAGGAAGAACUAUGCCAAAUAUGAAUUCUUCAGAAACACCCAUGCAUUUUUCCCAGAGCACAUGGUUGCAUGGUGCCAGGAAACCAAUCGCACGAUUCCACCAUCUCAGCUCCUUCAGAACUUCCUAGCAACCAGUAGCUGUCCAGAGAUCCAGGGGUAUCUGUACAUGAAGGACGUGGGUAGAAAGUCGUGGAAGAAGGUGUACAUGUUCCUGCGGCGCUCAGGUCUCUACUGCUCUGCUAAAGGAACCUCAAAGGAGCCCAGACAUCUUCAGUUUCUGGCAGACCUUGAAGACAGCUCCAUCUUCACUGUCAUCACUGGCAAAAAACAGCACGGGGCACCGACAGACUAUGAGUUCUGCAUCAAGCCCAAUAAAUGUCGAGGGGAGUUGAAGGAGUUGAGGAUGCUGUGUGCGGAGGACGAACAAGGCAGGACCUGUUGGAUGACCGCCUUCCGGCUCUUCAAGUAUGGGAUUGUGUUGUACCAGAAUUAUAAGAUUCCCCUACAAAGAAAAACACUACUUUCACACUUCUCAGCCCCUGUGCGGAGCGUGUCAGAGAACUCCCUGGUGGCGAUGGACUUCUCAGGGCGGAUAGGGAGGGUGAUUGAGAACCCUGUGGAAGCUCAGAGCGCUGCCAUGGAGGAGGGGCAUGCGUGGAGGAAGAGGAGUCAACGAAUGAACGUAUUAGGCUCCCACAGUCCUCUACACCACUCUUCACUCAGCUCGGUCAUCCACAUAGCUCAGCUGUGGUUCCACGGUAGGAUAACCAGAGAAGAGUCUCAUCGCAUCAUCCACCAGCAGGGACAAGUAGACGGGUUGUUUCUGCUGAGAGUCAGUCAGAGUAACCCCAAGGCAUUUGUGCUCACGCUGUGCCACCACCAGAAAAUCAAAAAUUUCCAGAUACUACCGUGCGAAGAGGACGGCCAAGUCUUCUUCAGCCUUGAUGACGGCGCCACGAAGUUCACCGACCUGAUUCAGCUGGUGGAGUUCUACCAGCUCAACAGAGGAGUACUGCCUUGUAAACUCAAACAUCCGUGCACCUUUGUGGCCUUAUGACAUCUUCGGAUCAUCUGACCCCCACGACCCCUAUGACUUGACCUGACUGCCUAAAACAAACAAAACAGCAAGACUCCUGUUUGAUUUGUUUCCAUCUUUACAACCAGCUGGGGAAUUGAAUGAUGCUUUGUUGUCAUUUCACAUUGCCGUCAGUCCGUCAGUCACUGCUGACUUGUUGGAACCCUUUUGCAUGGAUGUUUGAGUCGGAUGGACAAGGUUCCUUGGUCAAGAGAGAUUGAGGAAAUGAACACUGCCGUCUGUGUCAACGCGUAGUCUCACACAAUCUUGCUAACCACAGUCAUCAAUAAGCUUGGUAACACGGUGACCCUCAAGGUUUUACUCACUGGGUUUUCUAGAGUGGACUUUCCCUUCAACUGGGCCAUCAGCAGCACUUUUGUUCCGACCAGUCUUGUAGUUCUCUACGAGAUCCAACUGGAGUCUCUUUCAAAACUCAUCACGCGUCUUCAAAGCGUAGAGUCACUGUAGAUUAAGAACUGAUUGUCUCGGAGUUUUGCUCUCAUCUAACUGGGAGCGGCCUUUGGCGGUGCGUGACUUCUCAGCGGUCUGAACUGGGAGAUUGUGCUACCGCCCUCUAGUGUCAUGGGCAUGUAAGGACGUGUCAUGGUUCACACGCAGAGACAGCGGUGCUUUUGGUUUGCAAACGUCAGAAGGUUGUCGAGUCAAAGUUAGCCUGGAUGAAAAACAACAAAGGGAAAACAUGAAUCCAUCGAAACAAAGUCUUAAGUAAUCAUCUGUUCUGUCCACCCUCACAUACAUGCAUUUGCUCCCCUCACCAUAAAUGCUCCUUUGUCAAUGAUACUUUCAUUGCAGUUAUCUAUUGCUGUCAAAAGACUCUUUAAUAAUAUAUAUUUUUCAAUAUUUUGCAUUCUGGAUAUUUGCAAGUCUUUAUUAUUCACCUAUGCUAUAAUAGGUCAUUCUGUACUUGUUAUUAUAUGGCAUGCUUCAUAACCUUAAAGUAUGUCCCAUGUAGCUUCUACAGUAAUUAAUAAGCCAUUUAUCAAAAACCAUGGUGUCAUUCAGGGCGAAGUAACUAGUCAUUAAUGUAGAGUACGUUUGUAACCAGAAAGACAGUUCUGGUGAUUGUAAAGUGAAAUAAAUAAACUAUUUUGGGGAAAUUAUUAAAUGCACCAAAAUGCAGUAGUAUACGUCAGGCGGAGGCAUUACGGCACCCGUUGCAAAACAUGGGUCAUGCUCGUUGAUUUGGUGGGAAACAUCUGUCCUGGGUCUGGAGCCUCUUUUUACCUAGGUGUCACAUGUCUACAAAUUGCCUACUACUUAUACCUGUUGGAAGUCAGGGAGAUGCUGUCAGACGUGUUAGGAGCAUGAUUAAGUGUGCUCUGACUCAGUGAUAGUAGACUCUGUGCAUUGCAUUCCUCUUAAUGCUGCCUUUUUCUGCCUGGAAGUACUUCUAAAACUGCACGUCACGUCUUAAUGAAUUUAACCCGUCUACAGAAAUAACCUACUGCUAUAGCGUUGGAAAAAUGUGUUAGAAUGACAGCUGCCUCUCCUUUCCUUUUUUUUUUUCCUGCUGUUGAAAAAAGUGAAAAUGUCAGUAGGGAGGCAGAAAAAACUGGAAAUCUAGACUUCUGACUGCGAUUGUACUCAUUGCUAAAAGUGCUACGGGGCCUAUUUUGAUUAUUUUAAACCUUUUUGACACCUGUUGAUCAUGUCUGACCGAAUGGAACUCAAUGAAUAACACAUGAAGGGCAAAACCCAUCAAUCUCAAAUUCAGGGAAGACAUACAGUAGGUAAAUAUCCAAAGUUAAUGAAAGUUCUACCCGUGAUGUUCAUACUCACAGUCCAGCAAUCCAAAUCUUUAAAAGGUCACACAACGAAUGCGUGUGUUUUCUUCUUCAAAUUUGUGACUCCAAAACAAUCCAAAACAUUUUCUAAAACACUCCCUCUCAAAGAGGAAAUAAAAAAAAUGCCUUUUAUUUAGUCCAGGCUUUGCCGGCAGCUCAGGUCACAAGCCAGCAGACACCUGGUUCUAAAUCUGUUACCUGCACGUCUCUGUGACGCAACGUCACCAGCCGCGAUUCAAUGACCUGCAGGUGCAGAGGAGCCCGAUUCUUUAUCCAAGAUGCAAUCACUCAAUCAUUUCUUUACGUAUUGUUGCAGCAAAAUGUAUUUAUUUAUCUGGAUGUGACUGAUUACUUGAAAAUGUUACAUGUCUUUUUCUCAGCGCGGUUCUGUUUUCCAUUGUCUUUGCAUCUAUUGUUUUAUUUUGGUUUUUCUUUUUUGGAUUUAGUCACAAAUAGUUUUUGUCUCCACAGAUACGUGUCAUGGGGUGAUGUUUUGAAGCACACUGGCAUCCAAAGUUUGACCAUUGUCAUUCCAAAUGUGACAGCUGAAAGCCCCCCCUUUAAUCAAUGUUAUUAUUUCUCACAGAUCAAUAGACAUUUUUAAGGAAUUGGAAUUCAGAAUUCCAACCUCCCAUCUUUAGUGUUUCUGAGUGUUUAUUUCGUCACCCUUUUGUGUUGACCUAAAAUAGGAAAAAAUAAUAUUAAUAUUAAAGUAAAAGACUCACAAAUGUGUCACGAAACCGGGUCGAGUAAUUCUCAACUCUCUCAUAAUUCAUUGUUCAAACAUCCUGGCUUGAUGAAUGACAUUAGAUAUAGAAAAAAAGCCCUCCUCACUUUUGAGGUUCAUAUUUUAUGAGAUUAUGUUAUUGAAGAAAUGAAUCCCCCCUGCCCCCAUUCUCUCACACACACACACACACACACACACUUAUGUCUUAAUCAUUCAAACCUUUUAAAACUGCAAUAAACAGGGACAUAUGUGACAGAAACCAUCCCAGAGCAGCAUUGCUUCACCUCCAUUCAGCAGAAUAGGGAAACAUAACUUAGGCUGUUGUCAGUUGCAUGAAUGUGGACUUUGAUUGUAUUGUGUAGAGAUUCUGUCACUGAUAUUUGAUACGUGAAUGUUAGGGGGAAUCAGGACUUUGACAAUACAUAGAUGAUUUUGUAGUUGCAGUCAAGUAACCUUCGGCUAUUGAGACCUCACUGGAGUUCUGACACUAGCUGUCUCUUAAAUCCAAUCUGGCUGUCCCGUGUUAUUGUGCUUUGUGGAUUGACGUGAAUGGUAGCAGAUGUCAACAAGUAGCUUUCAGGGGGCGGGAUGUGUACUUGUCAUAUCCACUCACUGUGAGUGCAGAAGACAGAGGCUGAAAUUAAAAUGCUGAAGACAAUGCUGGGGAUUUGGAUAUGAACCUUUUUACCCCUAACAGAAAUGAAUGUGAAUGGGUUUGCUCAACUUUGCAGCAGGAAUGGAUCGAACCCAGUUAACAAUCGCGCUCGUUCUGUUCUUUAGACGUUCAAACAUGUCAAUAAAAUAAGUGACAGUAGAGCACAGUGUCCGUUAUGGUACCAUGUAAUGUAUAACCACAGGUGGUGCCUCGGAUUACUUCUCAUUUUCCGCACAAGCCAGACAAAGCUGCCCGUCACAGGGGCACGGUCACACUCCACUACAAAAACAGAAAACGACACCCUAAAGGUCAGCAAUCAUCAAUUACUUAAUUAUCAAUUUUUACAGUGAUAAUAAAUCCCAUCACACUUUCAGUUUACUUAAAAGUGAAGUUGCCCCAAUCCUGCAACGAUUGAUUGAGUUAUUAUCAUCUGGACUCAUGUAUUUUCAUAAAGUCACCAUGCAAGAUAACAGGCUGUACAAAUGAGUAAAGUGAAAAAAUAUAUCUAUGUAUAAAAAAUUAAGCUAUUAUGUAUUUCAGGGAAUACAAAAAAGUAAACAGUAACUAAUUUCUUUUUGUUCAAGAGAGAGUUCUGGUAUUAAAAAAUGUGCUUUGCUUCAAUCUGUAAAUAUUUGAAUGGCUUAAUUGUAACCUUUUCAGGUAUUUUUGUACAAAUAAGGGACUGAUAUAUUAUGUUUAUUGUAAUUAGAUUAAAACAUUAAUACAUUGA